Messenger RNA from Ochotona curzoniae (black-lipped pika), 2375 nucleotides. It is a transcript of the gene CNKSR1, whose product is annotated as connector enhancer of kinase suppressor of Ras 1. The coding region runs from base 31 to 2181 and encodes 716 amino acids. The transcript has 21 exons. The record is from RefSeq and is a predicted model, not a curated record. Gene Ontology annotation, molecular function: protein binding. NCBI's taxonomy places the organism in Eukaryota, Metazoa, Chordata, Mammalia, Lagomorpha, Ochotonidae.
GGCGUCGGCUUGGGCAGGCGGAGCUUGAUCAUGGAGCCGGUGGAGACCUGGACCCCCGAGCAGGUGGCUGCUUGGCUGAGAGGCCUCGAUGACUGCCUGCAGGACUACCCCUUUGAGGACUGGCAGCUGCCUGGCAAGUACCUGCUGCAGCUCUGCCCGCGCAGCCUCGAGGCUCUGACCGUGUGGCCCCUGGGCCACCAGGAGCUCAUCCUGGAUGGGGUGGAACAGCUCCGGGCUCUGAGCUCAGGGCUGCAGAGUGAGAACCUGCAGAGCCUCACACAGCAGCUGCUGGAGGGCACCCAGGCCUUCCAGGGCCUGGUCAGAGGCCGCCUGGGCAGCUGCACUGAGACCCCUGCCGAUGUCCUCAGCGCAGCCGUAGAGCUAGUCCGGGAGGCCCAGGCACUCCUCUUCUGGCUCAACAGAUACCUCUUCUCCCAAUUAAACGACUUCUCAGCCUGCCAGGAGAUCGGGACGCUAUGUGCAGAGCUGGGCCAGGCCUUGCAAGAGGACUGUCCGGCAGCCGCUGAACGGGAGAGCAGAGUCCUGAGGAUCUGCAGCCACGUGGUCGGCAUCUGCCAGACGAUCCUGAGCUGCAGCCCCGGGGAGCUGCUGGGACAGAAGGCUGUGCUGGAAUGGGUGCAGCUGGACACACCUUCGGACCUAGAAAUCCACAGCACCAGUAACUGCCUGCACUUUGUGUCCCGAGUGGGUGCCCAGGUCCCUGCUGACCCCCAGCAGCAGAUCUUGCCUGGGGAUGAGAUUGUCCAGAUCAACCAGCAGGUGGUGGUGAGUGAGGACUGCGAUGACAUGAUGGGGAGGCGGAACAGAGGGCUGGUGGCCUGGUCCCACCAGAAUGUGAUGAAGGAGCUGCUGCGGCAGCCAGGCAGGGUCAGCUUGGUGCUAAAGAAGAUUCCAGUGCCUGAAACGUCCCCACAGACAUCCCCUCAGGCCCUGGACUCACCACACCUGGGACGCCAGUCACCAGCCCUGGCCCCAUUGUCUCCCAGGACCCCAUCCAAAGACGUCUUUGCCUUUGACCUGACUUUGAACCCGACUCCCAAGUCCACCCCUACCGGCACAGAUUCCAUGCUCCUUGACCCUGACCCCCCGCCCAGCCCUGUUGCACCCCCAGCCACAGUCCCAGCAGGGGCAGCAGAGGCUCAGGAUCCUCCAGGAGACCCUGACAAGAGUCCUGGCCUUAGAAGGAAGAAAUCCAAAGGUGUGGCGACCAGGCUGAGCCGCCGACGGGUGUCCUGCCGGGAGCUGGGCCGGCCCGACUGCGAUGGGUGGCUUCUGCUGCGCAAGGCCCCUAGUGGCUUCAUGGGUCCACGCUGGCGCCGCUGCUGGUUUGUGCUCAAGGGACACACACUCUACUGGUAUCGCCAACCUCAGGAUGAAAAGGCCGAGGGCCUCAUCAAUGUUUCCAACUACAGUCUGGAAAGUGGACAUGAUCAGAAGAAAAAAUAUGUGUUCCAGCUCACCCACGACGUGUACAAACCUUUCAUCUUUGCUGCUGACACCCUCUCAGACCUAAGCAUGUGGGUUCGCCAACUCAUCACGUGCAUUUCCAAGUACCAGGCUCCAGGGCGGCCCCCGCCAGCCCGAGAAGAAGACUGCUACAGUGAGACAGAAGCUGAGGAUCCUGAUGAUGAGGCUGGGUCCCGUUCAGCUUCGCCCAGCCCUGCACAGACCUGGAAUCCCCUGCAGCGAGACACAUCGCCUGCGGCCACCCCAAACCAUCACAGCCCACGGAACUCCCUUGGCCCCCUAGCAGACAGCAGUGAUGGGGCACUAGAAGGCAUGGUACGGGGACUGAGGCAGGGCGGCGUGUCCCUCCUGGGCCAGCCACAGCCCCUGACCCAUGAGCAGUGGCGAAGCUCUUUCAUGCGGCGCAAUCGGGACCCCCAGCUCAACGAGCGAGUGCACCGUGUGCGAGCGCUGCAGAGCACACUCAAGGCAAAACUACAGGAGCUGCAGGCGCUGGAGGAAGUGCUGGGCGACCCCAAGCUGACCAGCGAGAAGUUCCGCCGGUGGAAGGAGCGGAACCAGGAGCUGUACUCUGAGAGCUUGGGGAUCCAAGGCGUGGUGCCAGUCUCUAGGCCCCUGCCCUCUGACCCUCAGGAACAUGCCCACUUCUGCCCCUUGACCCCAGAAAGCACCCUCCAACCUCCUGACUUCUGACUGAGGCCCCUAUCUUAGUUCCUGGUCUUACCUGCUGCCUUAAUCCCAGCCUCCGACUGUCUAGACCAGCGCAUCCCUGGGUUCUGUUCCCAGUUCAAGGGGGCAAUGCCAGUUCAUUGAUGGAAUUCCCUCCAUUUUUGCCUGUGUCCCCUGGAGGGAGCCUCAUGCCAGAAGAGAGACUCAUGCACCGACCA